UCCGGGCCUAGUGAACAUUUCACAAUUUUAGUGAGAGCUCAGCCAGGUCUAAAUUAAAUCAUCUUUGCAAGGAGGUCGGGUGUUUGACACUUCAAUCGAAUGUUUUCAAAAGCAUAGGGCUUGCGUGAGCGAAAGAAAUUACAUAUUAUCAACGAGCCGUUCUGGCUUACCUCCUAUUACAAAUCUAUGAAUGAUUGUACUCGGGAGCAUGGCUGGGGACCUUCGGAGCGUGUGGACACAAGAUUCGAUCGGAAAAUCAGGCUCUACUUGAGCAGAAAUUAGGAUUUAUUUGGAGAGUUCGCUAUUAUUCUUCGAAUGAAACAAAAGCACGGUGAAAUCAUUGGACUUCUCCUCUCCCAAGGCUUUUCUUUUAAACCUGGAUUAUGUCGAGAUAUGUCAGUGUUCCUUUUGUCUGUGCCGCAGUGGCUUUUGGUCUCCUAGGCUCCGCCAAAGGGUUAGAUGAAGGGUUGAUCGCAACGAUUGUUGAGCUCCCGUCCUUCAUCAAAGAGUACCGCCUUGACUCAAAAAGUUUGAGUACGGCAGGUAGAGCGAACGAACUCUCCAAUAUCACAUCUAUGCUUCACCUUGGCAGCUUGCCUGGAGCCUUUUUUGCCUUUUUCACCUCUGACUGGAUUGGACCACUAUGGACAAUGCGCCAAAUGUGUAUGGUUUGGAUUGUUGGCACAGUGAUAUUUAUCACAUCAGCAGGUAAUCUACCCCAGCUUAUGGCCGGUCGCUUUAUCAUGGGGCUAGGAGUCGGCCAGGCCGGUAUUAUUGGACCUGUUUACCUUGCCGAGGUGGCUCCCAAGUCCUCCCGUGGCCUUUUGGUGGGCAUUUUUGCCUCGUCAGAGUAUAUCGGUGUUGUGAUUGGAUAUUUCGCGGGCUAUGCUGCUGCACAUCACAUAUCUGAUCACAAUAACGUCCAAUGGAUCCUUCCAGAAUCUAGUCAGCUUAUGAUGGCAUGCACUUUACUCCUUUUCUCGCUUGGGUGUGUGGAGAGCCCUAGAUUUUCGGUCCAAAAAGGCCGCAAAGAACAAGCUACCCAUGAUCUGGCCCAAUUGUGGAAAAUGAACCCCAAUGACUCACUGGUCUUGGGAGAGCUGCAAAUUUUGGAAGACGAGCAAGUGACUGCACUGACUGACAGGAAAUCACACUGGACGAGACUGGAGCCAUGGAGACAGCUGUUUGGGCAGUCUGCUAAUCUAUCGCGUCUGCUUUUCUUGAUCUCUGCACAACUCCUAAGUCAGUGGUCGGGAACUAAUGCCAUUACAACUUACGCGCCCAAAUUUUUCGCCUUGCUGAGCGUGGAGGGGGAUUCGCAAAAGCUGUUAAAAACGGCAAUUUUUGGAAUCGUUAAGCUAUUGGCUGCAGUCAUAAGUGCGGUUUUCUUUAUAGACCAAGUUGGAAGAAAGCGAACCCUGUUGACCGGGGUCACGCUUCAACUCCUGGCCCUGCUCUACGUUGCAAUCUUCAUCACAAUCUGGGACGACCAGGGCAAUCCCCAGUCAGCAAAUGCAUAUCGAGCAGCUAUCGGCGCUAUUGUUUCAAUUUAUGUGACAGGGAUAGGCUAUGCUUUAGGUUGGAACUCCAUCCAGUACCUGAUCAACGCCGAAAUUCUUCCAACACCAGUCCGGACUCUUGGCGUAAGCCUCUUGAUGUGCAUUCAUUACGCUAAUAGGUUUGCUUUAAUCAAGGCUCUCCCGACAAUGAUGUUAGAGGACGCACUCCAGCCAAAGGGGACAUUCUGGUUCUUCUUUGUCGUUGCGUUUUUAGGUCUAUUAUGGGGCAUUUUAUGUUUGCCAGAAACCUCCCAAAAAGGCUUGGAAGAAACGAGCAAGAUGAUGGCUGGGAUCUCCACCAUAGAUCUCAAGGUUUUCUACCCAAAAAAAUCUCAGUCAUUCUAAAACUCUGAGUGAACUGGGUUUGUUUCACAGUUGUCAUAUUAAGCGUUGCAUUAAGUUCCCUUGUGAGAGAAGGUCAGAAAACAUUCAAACCUAAGACCAUAUAAAUAUCCGUAAUGAGACCGACAUUCAAGUUCAUAACUCAGUGAAGCAUGCAACAAGCGCGUUUCCCAUCGA
Penicillium brasilianum is the source of this 2078-nucleotide messenger RNA. The record is from the annotation of a GenBank genome assembly. NCBI's taxonomy places the organism in Eukaryota, Fungi, Ascomycota, Eurotiomycetes, Eurotiales, Aspergillaceae.